AUGAACUUGAAGAUUUUUCCUAUAUAUGUUGAUAGUAACAACUCUCAUGUUUUCAAUAAAAGUGAGGUUCUUCGGAUCAGAGACUUGUUCAUAGACUUUAAUCUUCCCGGAAAUGACUUCCUUGGACCUUAUGAAAUUGUAGACUUCAUUCUCCUGGAUCUCUGUUCAGGGAUAAGUAAAAGUGCACUGGCUGGAAUAGUCUUAGGUGCAAUUGCUUUUUUUGUUACUUUAUCUGCAAUUGUCACGAUUCUCAUAUGGAGAAUACGCUUGAGAUAUAAUCAUACACCUUCCAAACGGCCAAAAGCUAUGAACCUGGGAACAGAUAAGGCUAAGAAGGUGCAAACACCCCUCCACUGCACUCUGCCCAUACAU
Sphenostylis stenocarpa is the source of this 372-nucleotide messenger RNA. Lineage: Eukaryota; Viridiplantae; Streptophyta; Magnoliopsida; Fabales; Fabaceae. The record is from the annotation of a GenBank genome assembly.